Molecule: messenger RNA, 4353 nt
Organism: Tachysurus vachellii
Lineage: Eukaryota; Metazoa; Chordata; Actinopteri; Siluriformes; Bagridae
Gene: mmp16b
Product: matrix metallopeptidase 16b (membrane-inserted)
Exons: 10
Coding region: 284-2143 (619 amino acids)
Biological process (GO): proteolysis; collagen catabolic process; extracellular matrix organization
Cellular component (GO): extracellular matrix
Molecular function (GO): zinc ion binding; metalloendopeptidase activity
Source: RefSeq, a predicted model, not a curated record
UGCUGCUGAUGCUGAUGCUGCUGCUGCUGCUGCUGUUGAUGCUACGGCUGGAUACAGAAACAGCGUGCCUAAACGACAACAGGAUGCAGAAUUGACGCAAAAGAAGCGCGUUAGAAACGCGCACGUUUUUUUAUAAGGCAUGUUUGUUCAGGAGCGAGACAAAAUCCGAGGAGAUGUGGUCAAGCAGAAAACCCAUCGAUGCUCUUCUGUCGCCCACUGGUUCCUCCAUCCUGCUCCCAGAGAGUCGCCCUUGAUAUAGGAGCAAGCCUUCAGAUCUACAGACAUGAACACCGCAGUGUGUUUUCUGCACAAACCCAAAGCGAGGCUGGCGCGUGUGUGCGCCGCGCUGCUGUGGCUGCAUGCGUCCUGGUGGACGGUGUGCGCGUUUGGGGACGAGGAUCAAUUCAGCGCCGAGGUUUGGUUACAGAGGUACGGCUACCUCCAGCCCACGCAGCCUAAUAUGGCCGCCUUGCACUCGGCUGGGAGCAUGCAGUCAGCCAUCGCCACCAUGCAGCGUGUCUACGGCCUCAACGUCACGGGACAUCUAGACCUCAGCACUGUAGAGUGGAUGAAGAAGCCCAGAUGUGGAGUCCCGGAUCAGGUGAGGAGACAGUCAGGCUCACAGUCACGGACUCGUCGCUACGCGCUCACGGGACAGAAGUGGCAGCGUACACACAUCACAUACAGUAUAAAGAAUGUGACCCCUAAGGUGGGCGCGCGGGAGACUCAUGAAGCCAUCCGGAGGGCAUUUGAUGUGUGGCAGAGCGUUACGCCGCUGAACUUCGAGGCCGUGCCCUACAGCGCGCUGGAGAGCGGUAAGCGCGAUGUAGACAUCACCAUCAUCUUCGCAUCCGGUUUCCACGGUGACAGCUCUCCGUUUGAUGGAGAGGGAGGCUUCUUGGCUCACGCAUACUUCCCUGGGCCUGGGAUAGGGGGUGACACACAUUUCGACUCUGAUGAACCCUGGACCCUGGGAAACCCCAACCAUGAUGGGAAUGACCUGUUCUUGGUGGCCGUCCAUGAGCUGGGCCACGCUCUGGGUCUGGAGCACUCCAAUGACCCCACUGCGAUAAUGGCUCCGUUUUACCAGUACAUGGACACAGAGAGCUUCAAACUGCCUCAUGAUGAUCUACAAGGCAUCCAGAAAAUAUAUGGUCCUCCGGAUAAGAACCCUCAGCCAACACGGUUGCUCACGACAGCGCCCCCUCCUCGGCUGCACCCUCCGUCUGACCCUCGGAAGCAUGACCGUCAGAGCCGUCCUCACCGGCCGCCUCAGAAAUCCAAACCCUCCAACCCCAACUCCAAACCUAACAUCUGCGAUGGAGGCUUCAACACACUGGCAAUCCUGCGCCAAGAGCUGUUCGUUUUCAAGGAUCAGUGGUUCUGGAGGGUACGUGACAACUCGGUGGUGCCUGGCUACCCCAUGCAGAUCAGCUACUUCUGGAAGGGGCUGCCCCCUAAGAUCGACGCCGUCUACGAGAACAGCGAGGGCAAAUUUGUCUUCUUCAAAGGCCAUCGCUUCUGGGUGUUCAAGGACACCACUCUGCAGCCCACGUACCCUCAGGACAUCUCACUGUUCGGCAGUGGGAUGCCAUCUCAGAACAUUGAGACGGCUGUGUGGUGGGAGGAUGUGGCCAAAACCUAUUUUUUUAAAGGGGACAGGUACUGGAGGUACAACGAGGACAUCCGUAGUAUGGAUCCUGGUUAUCCCAAACCCAUCACCAUUUGGAAAGGUAUCCCAGACUCUCCACAGGGUGCCUUUGUGGACAAGGCUAAUGGCUUCACGUAUUUCUACAAAGGAAAAGAGUACUGGAAGUUCAACAACCGGAGGCUGCGGGUAGAACCGGGGUACCCCAGGUCCAUCCUGCGAGAUUUCAUGGGCUGUGAUGGCCUGCCUUCGGACCCCGACUGGGACUGGCGGCCACCGCAGGAUGACGAGUUGCCGAAUUACGAGCACGACGACGUGGAUAUCGUGCGUAAACCUGAGAGCACGGGUGGCACCGAAAAGGCUGUGGCCAUUGCCAUACCCUGCGUGCUGGCCCUAUGCCUCAUGGUCCUACUGCACACUGUUUUCCGGGUCAAGCGUAAGGACACCAAGCGACACAUACUGUACUGCAAGCGCUCCAUGCAGGAAUGGGUUUAAGAACUGGGGGAUUCUGACUUCCCCAUUCCAAGACAUGUGGGAUGUACCAUUGUGUCUUACCCGAGGGGUGGUGUUGAACCUCUUUCUCUCAUGGGAGGCAGGAGGAAAGGAAUGGACAGCAUGCCCACGUCCUAAUUGUGGUGUGUCUGCUCUUCCCAGGAGCUCCGUGUCGUUAUGUGUGUGUCAUGUCAGGCUCCGUUGCCGGCUGUCCGCAGCCCGUUUGAGACUCGAUCCGUUACGGACCUAAAAAGUCGAUAAAUAAAAGAAACUUGAUAAAUAAAAGAAUCGCUACAGGACGGACCUCUUCAAAUGAAAAUACGUUAUGUAUAUCCUACUACUUAUAUCAGCUUCACGUAAAGUGCGGACUCUUACGUUGCACCACAAUCCUUAUGUUUUAAGACCUGAUAUUCAAACCAAAACACCCUUGGUUUCCAAAGACAAUUGUUUUUUCCUUCAUGUCUAAUAUUUUUAAAAGCAUAGAUCUCAGUUUGAGGAGUUUCUUCAGGGUUUAUGCGUUUUAUCAUUCCAUCAUCAGCUUUCACUGACUUUAUCUGCAAUAUUUGGUUGAAUGCCUUAAGAACAAAGUUACAAUAUUUCUUUUGCAGUGUGUUUGUGUGUGUGUGUGUGUGUGUGUGUGUGUGCGUAUGCGCAUAUGUGUGUGUGAUAAGAGGUGGCCGAUCUUGUAACCUACAGUCAAGUGCAAAAGUUUGCAUACCCUUUGGGCCAAAAUGAAAAAGCGAUCCAUCAUCCAUCCGUCAUAAAUCUGUUAGAUAACAAUCCUGUAAUUUGUUGUGUUCUUAUGGGAAAUGUUGUAAACAUCAGAGGUACAAAAGUCCAGCCAACUUCUUUGAAACUUUAUCCAAUGGAAAAUUGUCUUAAUCUCAAGAAACAUUUCAAACAUAAGUGAAACCAUAGUUUUAUUUUGUCUUCGAGCUGCAGAAACAGGGAUGUACUCGUUCUCUGGUCGUAUUCGUUUCUCCACACGCAAGCACUUUCAGGGUGCGGAUAUCACACAUCAGGUGCUAAACUGAUCAAUUUACAUAGGAUCUGCACUGUAGUUUUGUAUUUUCAGGUUAUUUAGGAAUAAAAAAACAGAAAGCAUGUUAUAUCCUGAUUAGAUCCGGCAGUUUUUUACUGGUUCUGUCCAAAUGCUUCAGCAUGAAGAAGAAUUUCAUUUCCAGGAUUUCCCUAAUCAUUCUUUUUAAAAAAUAGUCAAUUAGUGUUCAAUAAUAAAAAAUGUAAAUGAUGUAAACAUACACAUCGUAUUUCUUCACAUUAGGAAUUGAUUUAAAUUUUUUUGUUAUUUUAUAAUUCAGUAUUUUUGGGUUUCUGUCUUUUUCUCUUUUUUUUUUUUUUUUUUUUUACCUGAGACUUUUUCACUCAUAAUCUAUGGGGAUACAGACUUUUGCACUCAACUGUAUAUUUUUCUCUGCUCUACUCGCCAUAACGCUUUAAACAAAACAAAACAAAAAUACAGCUUUUUUUGUUUGUUCUAGGAAAGGUCUUCCAGGUUAAAAUGUAAAAGAAACAGUGGAAAUCCUACAUGUUGUUUAGCCUUCUGAAUAAUCUAAUAAUCUAAUAAUAUGAUAUACUUUUAACAUUAUGUAGAAUACAGACUGUCAGAAAAAAAGUAACCAUGUAGAAACGUAGGACCCGUUAAAGUUAGCGUAGCUCGGGGUGCACUAUGUUUCGGUGAGACGUUGCACUGAAACUAAACUAACAUUACAGUAAUAUUAACAACACUAAUUCUAAAAUUAAAAAGUACUAAGCUUUGGCGUAUAUGACUUUAUUAUAGAUUUAUACCGAGGCUGGUCUAGUGACUGAAAAAAAACUGCUUGAUGAAAUCAAGAGUCUAAGAGCAAAAUAAUAAUAAUAAUAAUAAAAAAAAAGUGAGAGAUAUUUUUUUAAGUUACACUUAAACAAAUGGUUCGACCUGUUUGUCUGUUUUUCAUUCAUCCCUUCUUUUGCUGUUUUAAUGGUAGAUCUCUGACAUCCUCACAAGUCAUUAAUGUUCUCCAGGAUUCAUUAAUGAAGCAGUGGGGGUCGUGUGGCUGCUGUUAAAACUCUUCAGCGUGCGUCACUGGCACUAGGUCCAAUCCAAUUAACAACUUCUUGAGUCGUGAGAUCGCACGCUGAUGGAACACACAGACGUCACAUUGUUACUGAGAUGGCAGCUUUCUGAACUCUGCCCUUGGAGACAUGAUGUAUAU